This is a messenger RNA of Psammomys obesus (fat sand rat), 2340 nucleotides long. RefSeq names its product ethanolamine kinase 2 (gene Etnk2). Gene Ontology annotation, molecular function: ethanolamine kinase activity. Gene Ontology annotation, biological process: phosphatidylethanolamine biosynthetic process. NCBI's taxonomy places the organism in Eukaryota, Metazoa, Chordata, Mammalia, Rodentia, Muridae. The transcript has 8 exons. Gene Ontology annotation, cellular component: cytoplasm. The coding region runs from base 273 to 1430 and encodes 385 amino acids. The record is from RefSeq and is a predicted model, not a curated record.
CUCAGCUGCGGGAGACGAUGGGCAGCCCUCGGCCGGAGGCGGGGACGGGGCCAGGGGCGUUACUGCGGCCCGUGAUGUCACUGUCGCGGCGGACCCCGGCGAUCCCCGGCCAGAUGUGUUGCCCGGCUGCGCGCCGGCGAUCGGAGCAGGCAGCUCGCUCAUGAGUCAUGGACUUCCCCUGGCCCCUCCUCGACCACUCCCACUCUCUCUCAGGCCCCCUCCUUAGGGGCUAACGCGGGCGCGGCGGCUCCGAGGGGGUGGGGCUGCUGGGAAUGGCUGUGCCCCCUUCAGCUUCAGUGCGGUGCUUGCCCUUUUACCUGCGGAGGCAGGCGCCCUGCCCGCAGUGCUCAUGGGGCAUGGAGGAAAAGGCGGCGGGCAGCGCCGGCUGCGGGGAGCCACCAGGGCCCCCGAGGGCCGCCGUCCCGUGCUUCAGCGUCGCGGUGGACCAGGACGACAUCCUCCCCGGUGCCCUGCGCCUCAUCCGGGAGCUGCGGCCGCACUGGAAGCCCGAACAAGUUCGGACUAAGCGCUUCAAAGAUGGCAUCACCAACAAGCUAGUGGCCUGCUAUGUGGAGGAGGACAUGCGGGACUGCGUGCUGGUCCGGGUGUAUGGGGAGCGGACGGAGUUGCUGGUGGACCGGGAGAAUGAGGUCAGCAACUUCCAGAUGCUGCGAGCACACGGCUGCGCCCCCAAACUCUACUGCACCUUUCAGAAUGGGCUGUGCUACGAGUACAUGCAGGGUGUGGCCCUGGGACCGGAGCGUAUCCGAGAGCCCCAUCUCUUCAGGUUAAUUGCCUUAGAAAUGGCAAAGUUUCACACCAUCCAUACCAAUGGAAGCCUGCCUAAGCCCACCCUCUGGCAUAAGAUGCACCGUUAUUUCACUCUGGUCAAGGAUGAAAUCAGUCCCAGCCUUUCUGCAGAUGUCCCUAAGGUGGAGGAGUUGGAACAGGAGCUGGCCUGGCUGAAGGAACACCUGUCCCAACUGGAUUCUCCUGUGGUAUUCUGUCACAACGAUCUGCUCUGCAAGAAUAUCAUCUAUGACAGCGCCAAAGGCCAUGUACGGUUCAUCGACUAUGAAUAUGCAGGGUACAACUACCAGGCUUUUGACAUUGGCAACCAUUUCAAUGAGUUUGCAGGUGUAAAUGAGGUUGAUUACAGCCACUAUCCAUCUCGGGAGAUCCAGCUGCAGUGGCUGCACUAUUAUCUCGAGGCACAAAAAGGGACAGCUGCAACCCCCAGGGAGGUGGAGCGGCUUUAUGCACAAGUCAACAAAUUUGCUCUGGCAUCCCAUUUCUUCUGGGCACUCUGGGCACUCAUACAGAACCAGUACUCCACCAUCAGCUUUGACUUCCUCAGGUACGCAGUGAUCCGAUUCAACCAGUACUUUAAGGUGAAGCCUCAGGUGUUGGCCUUGGAGAUGCCAAAGUGACCAGCCUCCUGUUCCUCCAUGUCCUUCUGCUGCUGGACCUGCUCCCCAGGGUACCCUUCUGCCUUGGAGUUGGCACCAUUGGGGAAGGUGGGCAUCCAUGGAAAAGCCCCCCCACCAGUGGAUGCCAAUGAAGACCUCAUUUUCCUGUUUGGAGAGGCUGAUGAGACCCAGCAUUGUGCCCCCUUCACCCUGCCAAACUUGGAGAGGAAGUGCCUGCAGGGAGCUGGGAGCUGUCCCUGUGAGAGCACACCAUUUUUCAGCCCAAGCCCCCUUGGAGCUUGAGCUGCCUCUGUUUGUCCUUGACUCUUCCUAGUAGGGGAGGGGAAGGGCUCAUUUCUACCUCUGGUGCCCCAGCCUCUAACUGAGCCAUGUAUGCCCCACGUGAGAGGUGCUGAGCUCCAAGCCAGCAGUAAGACAACUCUGCUUGUCAUCUUGGGGGCACAGCUCCCAGCUGGGCCUGACAGCUCCGCCAGCAGCUGCCUCGUCUGAGGCUGAUGACUUCUCCAAGCCAGAUGUUAUCCAGUCACCCCUUCCCCGGCUCCCCUCCUUGUGCUUCUGCUAGGUUCCUGCAGAGGAGAGGGAAUGGUCUUGGGUUGGGGGCAGGUACCAGAGUCAGCAGCCUCCACCUCUUUCCCUUCCAAGGAUCUGUCCAUCUCUGCCUUCGAUUCUGAACUUAACUGAGGUCUUCCCAUUUGGGAAUGAACAGUGAAAGGCAAGGGGCAGAGUCUAGGCAUCUUGAGGUCAGCACAGUUGCCCGAGCAUGGCUAGACACUGAAGGGGUUGCCAGCUCAGUAUCCGCAUCAUCUUAGUCCUUAUGGUUCCUUAGGGGGUCUGGUAUGGACCCUGCCCCUGCUGUGAUCCAUUUGUAAAUGAUCAUGUGUUUCUGCAUUAAAAUGUUUGUUUCUAGGAA